UUUCCACACUGCAUGUGAUGAGCUUAGUAAGACGACACACAGACAGUGUGGCUUGCCGCAGCGACUGCCUGUUUCACAAUGCCCUAGGUAGGGUAGAUGCACGACCGCCAGGCCCUGUUGACGGAAGAUACACCUCAUAGCACUGCACUUACCAUUACAGCACAAUAACCACGUCGAGUGAUGCUUACAAAGCACGGAACAGAUGACCAACCGUGAUUCGACUUGGUCGGUGUUAAGCUGAGCAUCGCACUGAUACAAUAACGGUCCAUACCCGUCCUGUCUCAAGGUCACCAUUGGGAACCGUUACACUCGUGUUCAUCAAACAGCGGACUUCGUACCCAAUGUCGAGCUAAUUCACGCUAGAUCGUCAUAAUGGUUCACGUUGUUGGUCUUUUGGGUGCCAAUGGCCUGGUUGGCGGAGCCACGGCGAAGCUCUUGCUCCAGUCGGCUGCCGCUGGCAAGAUCGAGCUGGUCCUGCUCUAUCGAAGCAGCAACCCACCCAAGGGGGUUGAAGGACACUCCCAUGUCGAACUGCGGGAGAUAGACAUCGAAGGCCCAAUGACAGAUAUCGAGAAGGCCGUCAGGGGCAUCAAUGUUUUUAUCUCGGCAGUGGGUUUCGGUGCGUUGCCACACGAGCCCAACCUCGUCGAGGCACUUUCCAAGUCGCCGGACCUUGUGACUUACGUGCCUUCGGUCUACGCCACGACACGGUCGAAAGCAAACGAAGCGGAUCCGGCACUCGGCCCCUUCCUCAAGUUCGUGCAUGCCGGGUGGGACCGUGCCAUUGAGAAAGACAUUGGGAUUACCGCCGUCUACACCGGAGUCUUCGACGUCUACUUCUUCUCUUACGGCUUCGUGGGCUGCGUGCUGGGGCAGAACGUGGUGUGGGCCAACGAAAAGCAGAUGCGCAAUCGUGUCGCCAUCACCACGAUUGACCAUCUCGCGUGGUAUUUGAACGAACUGGCUACCUCCGACCCUCAGACUAUCAAGAACACGGAACACUCUGUAGUCACUUUCUGGCCGACAGGUCAGGAAGUCGCGGACUUGUACACGCACAUCAACGGCAAGCCGGCGGAGAUCAAGGAUUUCACGGAAAAGGACAGAGAAGACUUCCGCGCUGACGUGGCCAAGUUCGGAGCCGCCAAGGUUUGGUACUGGGAUCAUUGGGCAGCCAACUCGUGGGAGUACGAAGUCCAAGGCAGGCACUACGACCGGAGUUAUAGCGGUCCGGGCAUCGAGGAAGUUGCGAGGCGGUUUGCGAAGAGCGGCUGAGCUAGCAAUGGAGUGGUCUGAGUCAGUGCCUGCGGUGGGAGGCGAGCGAAAAGCAUAUCGUACUCCGUGCGCCAGAAGCUUAGGAUUGUCAACCCCCUCAGCUACAAUCAUCGCCACAGGGACCUCUUCUGUCGCCCCUACCCCAACCUUGGUGACCAGCAACGGCUGUUUGUACAUGCCAACUUACGCAGCAUGCAGCUCCAUGUCGGACACUGCUACUUGACUGCAACUUUUCUAAGCUUCAUUCGGCGUGUUUCUGCUCUGAGAGCGGAAAAUCGAUUACACCAGGUAUUUAGACAGUGUACAAGCGCUGCACAUGUAUCGACAUCGCUCAGGUGAAGUAGCGUAGUACUCUGUCACCACACCGUCAAAAUGAUACUCCAUCCACAACUCCCAAUGGG
Baudoinia panamericana UAMH 10762 is the source of this 1673-nucleotide messenger RNA. RefSeq lists its product as uncharacterized. Lineage: Eukaryota; Fungi; Ascomycota; Dothideomycetes; Mycosphaerellales; Teratosphaeriaceae. The coding region runs from base 373 to 1272 and encodes 299 amino acids. The record is from RefSeq and is a predicted model, not a curated record. The transcript is spliced from 4 exons.